Messenger RNA from Tinamus guttatus (white-throated tinamou), 835 nucleotides. The record is from RefSeq and is a predicted model, not a curated record. Lineage: Eukaryota; Metazoa; Chordata; Aves; Tinamiformes; Tinamidae.
AUGGCAGUUGUAUCGCAUUAUAUUCUGAACAGCAAACCAAGCCAUUGGACAGUGAACGAAGCAGGUUCGACAAAAAACUACAGAGCGCCGUCUCGGCCAAAGCAGGUUAACGGCUUGCACAAAGUACCAGCGAGGAGAGCCCCCAAGGCUCGCAAGACUCAGGUGCGCAACUGUGAAAAACAGCCCCGGGACAGCAAGUUCUUCUGUAAAGAGAAGCUCCUGGCGGGAGCUCCCGGCGAGCUCCCGCGCUUCCCAGCCCUGCUCCCGCACUCCUGGCGCCCGGGAAGCGCGCGAGGGAUGGCGCCUCGGGACAUAUGGACUUUCAACAUCAUUCUUACUAGUCUGCUUUUAUACAAUGACAAAUACAUGACACUUUAUUCCCACUUCAGUCUUCACAUUUUUUCAGUUGUUGAAAAUAAACAAGUCCUUUGUUUCCACAAAGUUUUAUCACAGCAGUAUGCCUCAGAGUUCCUGGCAAGGAAACGUCGAGCAAAUUCCUUUAUGGAAGAAAGCAAGAAGGGAAACUUAGAAAGAGAAUGCAUUGAAGAAUUAUGCAAUAAGGAAGAAGCCAGGGAAAUCUUCGAAAAUAAUCCUGAAACUGAAUAUUUUUAUCCCAAAUAUUUAAGCUGCCUUGCCUCCCAUCGAGCAGGGGUUUUCAGGGUUACUGCAAGUACUCCAGAUUCUCCAGCUGACCUGAGGGCUUGUGUCAAUGAAAUUUCAAACCAAUGCAGCCCUUUACCAUGCAAUAGAGAUGGAUAUAAGGACUGCAUAGAUGGACAGGCCAAAUAUACAUGUGUCUGUAAACCAGGAUGGCAAGGAGAAAAAUGUGAAGAAG